This is a messenger RNA of Cariama cristata (Red-legged seriema), 1497 nucleotides long. Its product is annotated as tubulin alpha-3 chain. Lineage: Eukaryota; Metazoa; Chordata; Aves; Cariamiformes; Cariamidae. The record is from RefSeq and is a predicted model, not a curated record. The transcript is spliced from 4 exons. Gene Ontology annotation, molecular function: structural constituent of cytoskeleton; GTP binding. Gene Ontology annotation, biological process: mitotic cell cycle; microtubule cytoskeleton organization. Gene Ontology annotation, cellular component: microtubule; cytoplasm. The coding region runs from base 109 to 1365 and encodes 418 amino acids.
UUGCAGCGUGAGUGCAUAUCCAUCCACGUUGGUCAGGCUGGUGUUCAGAUUGGCAAUGCAUGUUGGGAAUUGUAUUGUCUUGAGCAUGGGAUCCAGCCUGAUGGUCAAAUGCCUAGUGAUAAAACUAUUGGAGGUGGAGACGAUUCAUUUAACACUUUCUUCAGCGAGACAGGAGCUGGUAAACAUGUUCCCAGAGCAGUGUUUGUGGACCUAGAGCCAACCGUAGUUGAUGAAGUGCGUAUAGGCACAUAUAGGCAGUUAUUCCAUCCUGAGCAGCUCAUUACUGGGAAAGAAGAUGCAGCCAAUAAUUAUGCCAGAGGCCAUUAUACCAUUGGAAAAGAGAUUGUUGAUCUAGUCCUGGACCGCAUUCGCAAACUGGCUGAUCUGUGCACAGGGCUGCAAGGUUUCCUUAUCUUUCAUAGUUUUGGAGGAGGCACUGGUUCAGGGUUUGCAUCUCUGCUCAUGGAAAGGCUCUCUGUUGACUACGGCAAAAAAUCUAAACUAGAGUUUGCAAUUUAUCCAGCACCACAAGUUUCUACUGCUGUAGUGGAACCCUACAACUCAAUUCUAACUACCCACACAACAUUAGAGCAUUCAGACUGUGCCUUCAUGGUAGAUAACGAAGCCAUUUACGAUAUAUGUCGUCGUAACCUUGACAUCGAACGUCCUACCUAUACCAAUUUAAACCGAUUAAUUGGGCAAAUUGUUUCAUCCAUCACAGCUUCAUUGCGUUUUGAUGGCGCCCUCAAUGUAGAUCUGACAGAAUUUCAAACUAACCUCGUUCCAUACCCACGAAUCCAUUUCCCCCUGGUAACAUAUGCCCCUGUCAUCUCUGCUGAAAAAGCUUAUCAUGAGCAGUUGUCUGUGGCUGAAAUUACCAAUGCUUGUUUUGAACCAGCCAACCAGAUGGUAAAAUGCGACCCUCGCCAUGGCAAAUACAUGGCCUGCUGUAUGUUAUAUAGAGGUGAUGUUGUUCCCAAAGACGUCAAUGCAGCUAUUGCUACGAUCAAGACUAAACGUACCAUUCAAUUUGUGGAUUGGUGCCCAACUGGAUUCAAGGUGGGCAUUAACUACCAGCCUCCAACUAUGGUGCCAGGUGGUGACCUUGCAAAGGUGCAGCGGGCUGUGUGUAUGCUGAGUAAUACAACUGCUAUUGCUGAAGCAUGGGCUCGCCUCGACCACAAAUUUGAUCUCAUGUAUGCCAAGCGUGCCUUUGUACAUUGGUAUGUUGGGGAAGGAAUGGAGGAAGGAGAAUUUUCUGAAGCCCGGGAAGAUCUGGCUGCCCUUGAGAAAGAUUAUGAAGAAGUUGGCAUAGACUCAGUAGAAGCAGAGGCUGAAGAAGGAGAUGACUAUUUAGAAAACUGAAGCUUGGAAAAAUUUAUUGAAAAAAAAAAAUUGCAGAACAUUGUUCACUUGUUUGAUUGUUUUCAAAUAAAGUUUUAAAAGUUCUACUUUCUACUUUUUUCUUUACUAUUGAUGUGUAUACUCACUAAGUAA